AAUUCUCAAAUCGGGGAAGUCUAUGCUGCUCUUGAUGUCCCUGAGGGACACAAUAUUUAUGGUACCGGAAAUGUUGAUGAGCCAUUCUACAACUUGCUGCAAGAUCCUGCCCAGGACAAGGAAGAAGGACAACGUUACAGUUGCCUUUCGUUAGACCCAGCAAUGUACCACACCUUAGAAAAACUACAGGUCGAGGACCAAAGAAAUGCUGAGUAUAGCUGCCCUACAGAACCAAUGUACAACGUUUUGGAAGGGCCAACACCUGGAGUCAGAAAUGAAACUGAGAGUUGUGGAGUCAUUUCUGUGAAUGAACCAUUCCACAACACUGUGGAGGAACCCGUCUCGAACGAGGGUCUCUCAAGCGGUAACAAUGACCCUGUCUACAACACUUUGGAGGAUCCUCUUUAUCUCGGUUUUGGCUGUGGUGGACAAAAUGCUCCCACUGGCUUGCAAGACCCUGUGUAUAACGUUCUGGAGGGUCCUGGCGCCGACGUCGUCGAG
This is a messenger RNA of Porites evermanni, 501 nucleotides long. Lineage: Eukaryota; Metazoa; Cnidaria; Anthozoa; Scleractinia; Poritidae. The record is from the annotation of a GenBank genome assembly.